Molecule: messenger RNA, 2853 nt
Organism: Plenodomus lingam JN3
Lineage: Eukaryota; Fungi; Ascomycota; Dothideomycetes; Pleosporales; Leptosphaeriaceae
Source: RefSeq, a predicted model, not a curated record
AUGGCUGGACUGACGUCGAGAAACCAAGCCAGUCAUGCUCACACAACGCAACGCUUGAGCCGCAACGCCUCAGCCCCUCCAACUGCACGCACCUGCACCUGCACCUGCACCCUCCGCCUUCCCUCUUCCCACCUUCCACCUUCCACCUUCCACCUUUCGCCAUCCACCUAUUCUUGCGGCGCACCUUGCACGUGUCAACUCGCCUGGCACUGUGGACGCGCUGCCUUGUUAUCAUCAUCAUUCAUCAUCAUCGUCAUCGUCAUCUUUAGCAUACACACUAGACCUAAGUCGUACUUUCUACCUAGAUUGUACGCCACCAACAACACACCACCAACAAAAGCAUCCCUCCCCCACCCCACCCCUGCCGUCAUCAUGAGCGGCAUGCGGGCCCACAUAGCCAGCCGUAUGCGCAGUGCCUCGCUCUCGGCUGUUCCUCCACCACGCCAGAGCUCCGACUACUCGCGCGAGCUUGCCAGAAUCGCGACAUCUGUCUUGUACCGCUCGCCGCUUCCCUCGAAAGAAGGCCGGCCCGUCUUCAUCCUCAACGCCGCUGCCCUCCCCGACUCACGCGAGGCCGACUUCGACAAACUCCUUCCCUAUGUCCUUGCACGCCUGCCCGAGGAAGACGACCUCCUUAAGGGCUUCGAGUACGAGGUCAUCUUCUUUGCAGGCGACGGGGAUGGCUCUGCGACCACCAAGAAGCACAGGCCAAGCUGGGGGUGGUUCCUCCAGGCAUACCACGUUCUGUCACGGGCGAUGCGUAAGAGGCUCCAGAAAUUGUAUAUUGUACACGAGAAGGCGUGGGUGCGCAUCUUGACCGAGAUCUUCUCCACCAUUGUCAGCCCAAAGUUUAGGCGGAAGACGUAUCAUUCACGUGAGAUACCCAUAACCGACUUACUCAUACCACCGUCGACCUAUCUUACCGACCGUCGGAUAACUGAAGACAUCUUCGUGGCCGGUGCAAGCGGUAAACGAGCAUUCGGUGCCCGCAAUUACUUCCCCACCAGCAGCAAUGGCAGCACCCGCUUUCCCCGUGUCCUGCGCGAGACCACAAGCUUCAUACUGAUGGAGAACAACAUCAUCACCGAAGGUCUCUUCCGAGUACCCCCACACUCAAAACUUCGCGACUGUCUGAAGGAGGCGUACGACAGAGGCCAAAAGUACAUUGUCUGGAAGGACAACGACUGCUUGCUACCUACCCCACCCUACCCACGCGCUGAACACCAGGACGAAAUCCUGGCAGAGGUGGUGCCGACAGACGCUUACUCUGUCUUCAUGGCUUGUGCGCUGAUCAAGGCAUGGUAUGCUUCGUUGCGCCAACCCAUCUUCUCGAUAGAAUCCUAUCGUGACCUCAAGCGACUCUAUGGAGAUUCUCAGGAUAUUCUGGAUCUGGCCCGGCUCAAAGACCUCUUCUCUCCAUCUUCGGAGUGGUCCCUACUGUCUGGCGCAUCUCGCGAGAUUGUUGUCAGGCAUCUUUUGCCAUUGCUUAGUGCUAUAGCGGCUCGAAAAGAUGAAAAUAAAAUGACGGCGGAGAACUUGGCUGUGUGCUUUGCGCCAGGACUUUUGUGUGGGCCUGACCAGUUGGAGGACGCAAAGAUGUCUUCCAUUAUCCGGCGGAUCUUCACGCAGGCUAUUGACAUGUGGACACAAGGGCUCCGUGAGGCGUGUGGGCAGACUGAAGAAGCUUUCUAUGCCGAGCUGAAGCUACCAAAAGAUGAAAAUGAUUGGGAAGACCCCAUACCGAAGAAGCUGAGUUCAGUGGAUAGCUGGGACUCACUGGAAGAGCAGACCAGGGGUAUUACCCUUGAAGAUAAUGAGAAGCUACCGACUUAUCCGGAUCUACCCCAAGAAGACACCGAAGCACCACCUCCACUACCACCACGCACCCAAGCGCCCUCGACACAAUCUUCCUUCGAAUCCGCUAAGCGAAAGCCAGCCCCAGCCCUUCAGGUGCCUCCCCGAUACUCUACCGUCAUCUCCGACGCGCCAGAAAACAUUGCAGAUUCUCCUCUUACGUACGCGGCGACAACGGAUGGUUUUGCCCCCGGCCAACCAAACAACAAUGUAGUCCCACCACUCCCACCGCGCUGGGGUACCGAUGAGAAGAACUCUGGUACGAAUAACCCAGUUUCUGUUUCCGCUCCUAUCCCAUACCAUUCGCAGAGCAGUGAUGCACCAAGCCCUGCAAACCCUCUAGCGCCUAGACUCAACAUUCCAAAGCGCAAGAUCCUGACCGCAACGCAGAUUGACAACGUUGAGAAGUCUGUAGUAGCGCAGGAUGAGGUGCGUCAUGUGUCGCCAGGAGCGGCUCAAACACCACAGGGGGGCUUCGCCUUGCCAGGGUUGACGAGUCGGCCAAGUAGUACCACGGGCAUGAAAAGGACAACUCCUUCGACAUAUGCACCGAGCGAGGCAUCUAACUCGCCAACGAGUGCCGUGUCUGCCCCCGCGUAUGAUGGGGGGUUUCGAAGACCAAGCAUACCAUCAAGUUCGAAUGUGAAUCGGAGUCCUAGCUUCAGCUCACUGGCCCGUCCGGUCUAUCCUCCGCCACCUCAGCUUCCCACCAUUCGACAGACGCCAGCCAAGCCGUCGGGCCUGUCUCAUUCCAAUUCGAGCUCGAGCCCUACUCCGACGGGGCCUAGACUGCGUGCGCCCAGUGCGGCACUGUUGUCGCGGAUGCCGAGUUUCGAAAAGAGCCAGGCGAAGGAGGAUGAGAGUUGCCGUGUCGUGGGCCGGACGCUGGCGCCCAAGAAGUUGAAUUUGAAGAAGCAAUCGGUGGAGGAUUUGAGGCGGUUGUAUGAGGAGCGGGCGGGGACGGCGAGUGCGUUGGUGGAAAUGGGGAGGCAGCGGUGA